This is a messenger RNA of Castor canadensis (American beaver), 978 nucleotides long. It is a transcript of the gene Fxyd1, whose product is annotated as FXYD domain containing ion transport regulator 1. Gene Ontology annotation, molecular function: sodium channel regulator activity. Gene Ontology annotation, cellular component: membrane. Lineage: Eukaryota; Metazoa; Chordata; Mammalia; Rodentia; Castoridae. The record is from RefSeq and is a predicted model, not a curated record. Gene Ontology annotation, biological process: regulation of sodium ion transmembrane transporter activity; monoatomic ion transport.
CAGAAAAGGGAUGGCCCAGCCCUCCGGGCACCCUUGGGGAUGUGGUCGCUGGGCCUCACCCAGACAGAGUUAUGUGUGACCCCCAAGUGGGAGAAGGAAAGCUGUUGCCAUGGUGGCUUGGGCGAAUUCCUCCGGGGUGAAGUGAGAGAUAUUUAUACCCAGGGUCAGGCAGAGAGCGGGCAGACAGCAGAGGGCAGGGGAGUGGGACUGAACAGGACACAGCAAGGCCGUGGUGUGCAGGCAGGCGGGACCGAGGCGUGUCCCACCAUCUCACUGUGCGUUGUCUCUCCACCUGUCGAGGAAGCAUUCUAUGUCCCUGCUAGGGACAAUGGCAUCUCUCAGCCACAUCUUGGUUCUCUGUGUGGGUCUCCUCACCAUGGCCAAUGCAGAAGCUCCACAGGAACACGACCCAUUCACCUACGACUACCAAUCCCUGAGGAUCGGAGGCCUCAUCAUCGCCGGGAUCCUCUUCAUUCUGGGCAUCCUCAUCAUACUGAGCAAGAGAUGCCGGUGCAAGUUCAACCAGCAGCAGAGAACUGGGGAGCCUGAUGAAGAGGAGGGAACUUUCCGCAGCUCCAUCCGCCGUCUGUCCACUCGCAGGCGGUAGAAACACCUGGCGCGAUGGAACUCAGCCAGGCCCUGCAGCUCAGACUGAGCUGGGGGAGGAAAGGAACCAGGCAAUGAUAAGGGGGCGAAGUGCCAAGGUGGGAGAGUGGUGAGGAGGGCUUGAAGUCCGCCCUCGCCUCUCACCCUUUUCAUCCCACAGAUUCCCUUGGCUCCUGACGUCUCCCACCCACCACCUGCACUCCUAUCGCCACCCCCACUGUCCCCUACCCCAGCCCUGCCCCGCGGUCUCCCCAUGCCACCAAUAAAACGUGCUUUUCUCUCUUGACAGCACUUUGUUGAUCUCAGUCCCUGGGAGCGAAAGCCUGGGAGCCCCUUGGCCCCGGCAGGGGGCGCCCCCACCCUUGAGGAAGG